Thrips palmi is the source of this 3036-nucleotide messenger RNA. Its product is annotated as vesicular integral-membrane protein VIP36. Lineage: Eukaryota; Metazoa; Arthropoda; Insecta; Thysanoptera; Thripidae. The transcript has 7 exons. The record is from RefSeq and is a predicted model, not a curated record. Gene Ontology annotation, biological process: endoplasmic reticulum organization; endoplasmic reticulum to Golgi vesicle-mediated transport; Golgi organization. The coding region runs from base 112 to 1086 and encodes 324 amino acids. Gene Ontology annotation, cellular component: COPII-coated ER to Golgi transport vesicle; Golgi membrane; endoplasmic reticulum membrane. Gene Ontology annotation, molecular function: D-mannose binding.
UCGUCCAUUUUUAUUCAAACUCCGUGACGCUAGCAGUAGGGAGGGCAAAGUUGACGUUUCGUGUUGUUUGUCUUAGCUCGGAAAGUGGAAAUACCACAUUAGUUGUUCGAAAUGUUUCUCCGUGCGAUCGCAUUGCACGCCAUAGCUUUGCUUCUAGUGGCUGUUAAUGGAGAAUGGAACACCAAAGAUUAUAUGAAGCGAGAACAUUCGUUGAUGAAGCCUUACCAAGGGUCCGGAAUGACCGUUCCGUUCUGGGACUUCAUGGGGAGCACGAUGGUCACGAGUAACUACGUACGAAUCACUCCCGAUCUUCAGAGUGCUCAAGGAUCUCUCUGGAACACUGUGCCAUGUAACGUACGGAACUGGGAGUUGCAAGUGCAUUUAAAAAUCCACGGAAAAGGUAAAGAUUUAUUUGGUGACGGUAUGGCUAUUUGGUAUGCAAAAGACCGUAUGGUUCCUGGGCCUGUGUUUGGAAACAUGGAUUACCAUCAUGGUUUAGCUGUUAUUAUUGACACCUACAGCAAUCAUAACGGACCUCACAAUCACCAACAUCCAUACAUAUCAGCAAUGAUUAAUAAUGGUACAUUACAUUAUGACCAUGAUCGAGACGGAACUCACACCCAGCUUGCAGGCUGUGAGGCCAAAAUGCGUAAUGUAGACCAUGACACUUACAUAGCCAUCCGUUAUGAGAAUGAUAUUCUAUCAGUUUCUACUGAUAUGGAAAACAAAGCUGCCUGGAAAGAAUGUUUCUCUGUCAGAGGCAUUCGUCUUCCCACUGGGUAUUAUUUUGGUAUCACUGCUGCCACGGGAGACUUAACAGACACUCAUGAUGUUCUUUCAGUUCGUCUGUUUGAGCUUGAUACCCCAAAUGAUGUAAAGGAUGAAGACCGGUCUCACAUCAUUCCCCAGGCAUCAUUCUUUGAACCUCCGAGAGAUCAUGUAGAUGACCCGAAACCAUCAUCUCUGGGAGGAGUGAAGAUGUUCCUUCUGAUGAUGGUUGGCGCGAUAGCAAUCAUUGCCUGUGUUGUUUUCAGCAUUAUGUUUUAUCAAAAGCAUCAAGAAAACAAUAGGAAAAGAUUUUAUUAAUUUGUUUCUUUCUUAAGUUUUAUUCUGAUGCUAUUGCCUUAUUCUCAUUUACAAAUAUCUCUGAGGAAAGUGUGUUAGUCAAAAAAACUGCAUCAAAAUUUCCUCAAGACUGAGAAGGGCUAGUCAGCUAGUCCCAUUGAGUGUUUGUGAUCCUUAAGGUAUGUUUAAAAAAUAGUAACAUUUCUGAUUGGAAGUUAAGUGGGGUUCUCAGUGGGAGAAGUAGAUAUGGCUGAAGUAUGGGAUGGGGAGGGGAGGGGAGGGAGUGUAAAAAUGACAAGUACAAAGUAAUUGACAACCUAUUUAUCUUGGACCAAAUUAACUGACUUCUGAUGAAAAUGGAAACUGGCUCAAGGAUGAAAAAUAUUAUAAUAGAAAAUCUGGACUUUCAUUUCUCAUUCAUUUUAGACAGUUCUUACAGUCCACUGACUUUACCCAAUACUCAAAAUCAUGAUGUGUACAAUGUCAUCUUGCCAUGUACAAUAUCUGGACAUAAAAAAUUUAAUGUGUUGUAUUUUUUUACUUAUGGCGUUUCUUAUUGUUGUAUGAAAUUGAGGUAUGUCUUGGGGUGUUAAUUGUACUUGUUGAUGCAAAUAAUGUAUUUCUAGACUGUCCAAUGAAAAUUUUCUCAUCUUUCCUUAUGCUUUUAUCUUUCAAUUUGGCUUUUAGGAGAGGUGAGUAAAUCAUCUGAAGGGCAUAGAGAACAAAGGUUUCUUUUGUGGCUUACCUAUCCACAGAAAUAUCACAGUAAUGACCGAUAAGAUGUUAGUCUUCCUGUUUCUAAAAUGAACUAAAAUUUAAGUGCUGGUCACUUGUUUUUGACCCUCUUUUAAAGUGAUUUCUAUGUUUUAGUUUUUCUCAUUUAUUAAGACAAUCUAAAAUGUGCGCCAGUAUUUCAUUUUAUUGAAUAGGUGGUAAAAACGGGUAGAAUGGCAAUGUGCCAUUUUAUUGCUAGUAUGUUCAUCUGUUGUUAUCACUGCUGCUUUAUUUUAUGCAUUUCUCACAAUUGUGGAGGGCUUUUGUUUUCUCUUGAUGAAAGGUUUCUUCAAUUUGUGAUUUCUUGGAAAAUGGUUUUUGAAAUAUCACAGUUUUGGGAGCAUAUUGUCAUGUUUGUCAGUAAAGGCAGUUCUUUACUUCUAAUCACGUCCUUUUGCAGUUGUAAAUGGUGGGGCUCAUUUUGUGCAUUGUUCUCUCUUCUAUUUUACCAUUAUUUGAUCAUGACAAAGAAACAUCUGUGUAAAUCUCAAGGUUUUCCACCAGGGAACACUGGAAAUAAAUUAAGGCGCAUUGUUUUGAAUGUUGUGUACGAAUACUCUACUGCUUCCAAGUUAUGCUUCAUAAUUUUUAUUUGCUUGCAAGGUUGUGUCAAAGUGAUAAAUCAUUACAUUUCGUUUUCCUUUUGGGGUAGAGGCAGCCUUCAAAUAUUUGGCAUAUCGGUAUUGUGUGAAAAUAUAAGAGCUUAAGAGUCUUUUAUUAUUUUAAUUAAAGAGAAAUACUCCGGUUGAGAAGACCUCUCCAUCUUUAAAAUAUGUAUUUUAGUGUGAGUACGUGUGUGUGUGUAAAUGACUGUAUGUUUUAUUGACCUAUUUAUAUGGUGUGAAAUGUGAAAUUAAUCCCAUUCUUCCCCUUAUCAGUUAUUCUUAGACGAAUAGUUGAAUGACUGAUUUCCUGUCUAUCAUCCCUCCUUUUGAGUUGUGAUAAUAUUCUAUUCAUUCUUUGUAAGGGAGGCAAACUGUGCCAAAAUGUGCUCAGCUCAUGAGAUGAUACCCAUGUGGUCAUGAAUAUAUGUUUAUGUCUGGUUCAGCACCUGAUUUCUUUUUUUCUGGUUUUGUUUUUGGUCUGUGUGUGGAAGUGUGAAGCGGUGGUGUUCACAUUUUUUUUUCUGCCUUUUCUGCCGUUAUGAUGAAUAUGUUAGUAGCUAGGUAGUACAUUAAUAAAAGCAGCUUGGAGAGA